AUGUCUGAUUCCAACAUAACCAACUUCUCCAACCCCUCCACCUUCAUCCUGCUGGGCAUUCCUGGCCUGGAGGCAGCCCAUGUCUGGAUCUUCAUCCUGUUCUGUGCAAUGUACGCCAUAGCCAUCCUGGGGAACUUCACCAUCUUGUUAAUUGUGAAGAUGGAGCCAAGCCUCCAUGGGCCCAUGUACUAUUUCCUCUGCAUGCUGGCUGUCACUGACCUGGUCCUGUCUACGUCCAUCCUGCCCAAAAUGCUGAGCAUCUUCUGGUUCAAUUCCAGGGAGAUUGAUUUCAGUGCCUGCCUCACCCAGAUGUACUUCAUUCACUGCUUCUCAGUGAUGGAGUCUGGGAUCUUCGUGGCCUUGGCUCUGGAUCGCUAUGUGGCCAUCUGCCACCCCCUGAGACAUUCCACCAUCCUGACAAACCCCAUCGUGGCCAAGAUUGGCCUUGCCAUGUUGCUACGUGGUGCCAUACUUGCACUUCCCUAUCCCUUCCUGGCAAGGCAAUGGCCAUAUUGCAGAACCAACAUCAUCCCGCAGCCGUACUGCACACACAUAGCCAUGGUGAGUCUGGCCUGCGACGACACCCGUGUCAGUAGUUACUAUGGGCUCUUUGUGCUAUUCUGUGUGAUGGGCCUGGAUGUGAUUUUUAUCACUGUUUCCUAUAUCCUUAUCCUCAGGGCCAUCUUCAGCCUCCCCACAAAGGACGCCCGGCUCAAGACUUUUGGGACCUGUGGCUCCCACCUCUUUGUCAUUUUAGCCUUUUACAUCCCAGGUCUCUUCAUCUCCCUCAUAUACCGGUUUGGCCAGAAUGUGCCCCUGCAUUUCCAUGUUCUCAUUGCCAACGUGUACCUCCUGAUGCCCCCUGUGCUAAACCCCAUCAUCUAUGGGCUAAGGACUAAACAGAUCCAGGGCAGACUGCUCCGGCUCUUUACUCAUGAAAGGGCCUAA
Molecule: messenger RNA, 948 nt
Organism: Mauremys mutica (yellowpond turtle)
Lineage: Eukaryota; Metazoa; Chordata; Testudines; Geoemydidae
Product: olfactory receptor 52R1-like
Exons: 1
Coding region: 1-948 (315 amino acids)
Biological process (GO): G protein-coupled receptor signaling pathway
Cellular component (GO): membrane
Molecular function (GO): G protein-coupled receptor activity; olfactory receptor activity
Source: RefSeq, a predicted model, not a curated record